Messenger RNA from Neolamprologus brichardi, 678 nucleotides. Its product is annotated as lipopolysaccharide-induced tumor necrosis factor-alpha factor homolog. Gene Ontology annotation, cellular component: nucleus; cytoplasmic side of late endosome membrane; cytoplasmic side of lysosomal membrane. NCBI's taxonomy places the organism in Eukaryota, Metazoa, Chordata, Actinopteri, Cichliformes, Cichlidae. The record is from RefSeq and is a predicted model, not a curated record. Gene Ontology annotation, molecular function: zinc ion binding.
AGUAAAGGAGGCUGACGGUGAAGUUAGCCCUUUCAGCUCUGCACUGAAACCUCUUCUCGCUGUGGUCACAUAUCCUGUCCCCCCCAAACUGAAAAAUGGCAAAUGCACAAGUUCCUGUUGCUACGGUCGGUCCACUGGGAGACAGCCCGGUUCAGAUCGCCUGUCCUAACUGCCAUCAGAUAGUCCUCUCCAAGGUGGACUACUCUGCUGGUUUGCUCACUUACAUUUUCUGUGGAGGGCUCUUCUUCUGUGGCUUUGUUUUAGGCUGCUGCCUCAUCCCAUUCUGUGUGGACCGCCUGAAGGAUGCCAAGCACACCUGUCCUAUCUGCAAGACUGUACUUGGGGUGUAUAAACGCUUAUAACUCAAAGACCUGCAUCAAUUUAUACAUGGCUUUUUGCAAACAAAACACACUUACAAAAGGUCACACUAAUGAACAUUUCCUUAUAAUUGAAUAACUGAUAAUCUUGUGACUAAUUUGCUGUUGGCGUACAAAUGAAAUUAGGUGACCUUUUUAACAAUUUCUCUCUCCAAACCUUUGAAUAUUAAAACACUGACACCAAGCAAAUAACAAGCUCCAAUGACUGUUUUAAGGCUGUUUAAAAUGUGUUUAUUAUUAAUCUCUCAAAUACAUUUUCAUAGUAAGACUAAAUAAAGAAAGUGCUAUCAUGAAAACUGCU